CUUAAAACAAAUAGUUUUACUUUAAGCAUUUUGAUCAAAUAUAAUGGAAGGCAAAAUGAAGGAAGCACCGGCGAUCGGUAUAGACCUCGGAACAACAUACUCGUGUGUCGCAGUAUGGAACCGUAACCGAAUAGAAAUCAUACCAAAUGAUCAAGGCAACCGGACCACCCCAUCUUGUGUUGCUUUCGUUGAUGCAGAACGUCUCAUCGGUGAUGGUGCUAAGAACCAAGUGGCCAUGAGGCCUGCUAGCACAAUAUUUGAUGCAAAGAGACUAAUUGGAAGGAAAUUUAGCGAUGUAAAGGUACAGGCUGACAUGAAGUUGUGGCCUUUUAAGGUCAUAGAAGGACCGGAUGACACACCAAAAAUUGUUGUCACCUACAAAGGUGAGGAGAAAGAGUUUUUGGCAGAAGAAAUUUCAUCAAUGAUUCUUGGAAAGAUGAAAGAAAUUGCCGAGGCGUACCUUGGAAAAGUUGUAAAGAACGCCGUGAUCACUGUCCCGGCUUACUUUAAUGACUCGCAACGUCAAGCUACAAAGGAUGCAGGUCUUAUUGCAGGUUUAAACGUUAUCCGCAUGAUCAAUGAGCCCACAGCAGCUGCAAUCGCGUAUGGUCUAGACAAUAAGUCCGAUAUAAAUGGCAAGAUAAAUGUGCUCAUCUUUGAUUUAGGUGGAGGUACUUUUGAUGUAUCUUUAUCGACUAUUGAAGAAGGGGGUAUUUUUGAGGUGAAGGCGGUUUCUGGUGACACUCAUUUGGGAGGUGAAGAUUUUGAUAGCCGGAUGGUGAAUCAUUGUGUUUAUGAAUUCAAUAGGAAAUGGAAAAAGGACUUGUCUGGGAACCAAAGAGCGUUAGGGAGGUUGAGAUCUGCGUGUGAGAAAGCGAAAAGGAUUCUCUCAAGCACAACUCAGACCUCAAUCGAGUUGGAUUGCUUGCACGAGGGAAUUGACUUUUCUAUGAGAUUCACUCGAGCUAAAUUUGAAGAGCUCAACAUGAGUUUGUUUGAUGAAUGCAUCAAGACUCUGGAGACAUGUUUGAGUGACGCAAAGAUGGAAAAGUCGUGGGUAGAUGAGAUUAUUCUUGUGGGUGGGUCGACUAGGAUACCUAAGGUUCAAAAUAUGUUGCGCGAAUUUUUUGAUUGGAAGGAGCUUUCCAAGAGUGUGAACCCUGAUGAGGCGGUUGCAUACGGUGCAGCUGUUAUGGCUUCAAAGUUAAGUGAUGACGGCGAUAAGAGUUUCCAAGAUGUGAUGUUACUUGAUGUCACUCCUUUGUCACUUGGCGUCGAUCUCAAAGGAGAUGAGUUCAGUGUUGUGAUACCACGAAACACUCGGAUACCAACAAAGCAAGAAAAAGAAUAUGUAACAACUAUUGAUAACCAAGCUUCAACAAUGAUCAAGGUGUAUCAAGGUGAAAGAACUAGAGCUUCACAAAACCAUUUGUUGGGAGAGUUUAGAUUUUCUGGAAUCCCACUGGCUCCUAAAGGCGGUAUAAGAUUUAGAGACAGCUUUGAAAUCGAUGAAAACGGCAUCCUAACUGUCACGUCGAAGAUAAUAUCAACAGGUAAGACGGAGAAACUCACGAUUAGCAAAGCGAAUGGAAGACUUUCCAAGGAAGCGAUUGAAAAGAUGGUCAAAGACGCGGACAAGUACAAACUUGAGGACCAAGAAUUCAAGAAGAAAGUGGAUGCAUACAAUGCAUUAGAGGAUUGCUUAUACAACAUGAAGAUAAAGUUCAAGGAACAAGAUGGCAAGAAGAAGGUGCCCAUUUCGAGCUUGAAGAAAAUUGAGAAGGCCAUUGCGGACACAACUAAGUGGCUCGAAGAGAACCAAGGUGCACCUGUUGUCGAGCUUAAAGCCAAGAAGGUAUUUCUGGAGUUUGUUUGCAAGCCCCUAAUCUAGCGUUCUUAAUUAAAUUAUGGUGGCUAAACUUUGAGAUUAUUCAAAUGUGUGUAUAUAAUGUCUUGGUUUGACUUAUUUUAUAUGAAAAAAGUUUGUGAAUGGAAGUAUCGUGAUAUUUAUUGUGAGUGGACUAA
Messenger RNA from Erigeron canadensis, 2025 nucleotides. RefSeq names its product heat shock cognate 70 kDa protein-like. Gene Ontology annotation, biological process: cellular response to unfolded protein; protein refolding. Lineage: Eukaryota; Viridiplantae; Streptophyta; Magnoliopsida; Asterales; Asteraceae. Gene Ontology annotation, molecular function: ATP hydrolysis activity; ATP binding; misfolded protein binding. Bases 44 to 1891 code for a protein of 615 amino acids. The record is from RefSeq and is a predicted model, not a curated record. The transcript is spliced from 2 exons. Gene Ontology annotation, cellular component: cytoplasm.